Molecule: messenger RNA, 1628 nt
Organism: Hibiscus syriacus
Lineage: Eukaryota; Viridiplantae; Streptophyta; Magnoliopsida; Malvales; Malvaceae
Product: serine/threonine-protein kinase AFC2-like
Exons: 12
Coding region: 82-1407 (441 amino acids)
Biological process (GO): protein phosphorylation
Cellular component (GO): nucleus
Molecular function (GO): ATP binding; protein kinase activity
Source: RefSeq, a predicted model, not a curated record
AACAAGGAAUUUUUCUUUUUCGAUUUUCUGUAAUUUUCUCGGGAGAAAAUAAUUUUCUUUCCAGAUAUAGGAUUUACGCUCAUGGAGAUGGAGCGCGUGACGGAGUUUCCUCGUACGCAUAUGGAUCGGCGACCUAGAAAACGUCCGCGAUUGGGCUGGGACGUAACUCAGUUGCCGCCGCAGGCUCAGGUAGGAAUGUUUUGUGCACAAGAGAUUGGAAAUAUGACAACCGUUGCUUCUUCUACCGCAAAAGCACUCUCAGAUUGUUCUAGUACUGUUACUACUAGUUCUUCUGUAGUUCUAAAGGGUGGGGUGGCUCGAAAUGGUUCUCCCCCGUGGCGAGAAGAUGACAAGGAUGGACAUUACAUGUUUGAGCUUGGAGAUAAUUUAACCUCUCGCUAUAAGAUACAGAGUAAAAUGGGUGAAGGUACUUUUGGUCAGGUUUUAGAAUGCUGGGAUAGAGAGAGGAAGGAAAUGGUUGCCAUCAAAAUUGUUCGUGGUAUUAAGAAGUAUCAUGAAGCAGCCAUGAUAGAAAUUGAGAUGCUGCAACAGCUUGGGAAACAUGAUAAAGGUGGCAAUCGUUGUGUGCAAAUACGGAACUGGUUCGACUAUCGUAACCAUAUCUGUAUUGUUUUUGAGAAGCUUGGGCCAAGCUUAUAUGAUUUUCUACGGAAUAACAAUUAUCUCUCAUUUCCCAUGGAUCUUGUCCGUGAGAUUGGCAGACAACUAUUGGAAUGUGUAGCAUUCAUGCACAAUUUGCAUCUGAUACAUACAGACUUAAAGCCAGAAAACAUUCUUCUCGUCUCUCCGGAGUGUGUCAAAGUUCCUGAUUACAAGAGUACAUCAAGAUCUUCCAAAGGUAGUUCUUACUUUAAAAGAUUGCCAACAUCAAGUGCUAUUAAGGUAAUAGAUUUUGGUAGCACAACUUAUGAGCGUCAAGAUCAGACUUACAUUGUGUCUACGCGUCAUUAUCGUGCUCCAGAGGUGGUUCUUGGGCUGGGAUGGAGUUAUCCUUGUGACAUAUGGAGUGUUGGUUGCAUCUUGGUUGAAUUAUGCACGGGUGAGGCAUUGUUUCAAACUCAUGAGAAUCUAGAGCACCUUGCCAUGAUGGAACGAGUGUUAGGUCCACUACCUCAGCACAUGUUGAAGAGAGUAGAUCGACAUGCGGAGAAGUAUGUUAGAAGGGGUAGAUUGGAUUGGCCAGAUGGUGCUAACUCGAGGGAGAGUAUCAAAGCUGUUGUUAAGCUACCUCGUCUUCAGAACCUGAUAAUGCAGCAUGUGGACCACUCAGCUGGAGAUCUGAUUCAUUUGUUGCAAGGGUUGCUUAAGUAUGACCCUACCGACAGACUCACAGCUUGGGAAGCGCUAAGGCAUCCAUUUUUUAGAGGGGAUAAGUUUAGGCGAUGAAUGGUUGAAAAGGCAUCGCUUUUGUUUUGUUUGCCCUGUAAAUUUCAUAACAUGAGAUGCUUCUCAUCUAGCACCAUCUGUGUUAUCAACUUUCUGUGGUGCUAUGCUUAGCUACAACAGAUUAGGCAUUGAUGUCAUGUUUUUAUUUAAAUUUGUGGUUAAAUGGUACAUAUGUUCUACUUGGAUUUGAUAAGGUUAUGUUUUAACGUUAAUAGAGUGCA